This is a messenger RNA of Amphibalanus amphitrite, 1201 nucleotides long. Its product is annotated as myosin regulatory light chain 2-like. NCBI's taxonomy places the organism in Eukaryota, Metazoa, Arthropoda, Thecostraca, Balanomorpha, Balanidae. The transcript is spliced from 4 exons. The record is from RefSeq and is a predicted model, not a curated record. Gene Ontology annotation, molecular function: myosin heavy chain binding; calcium ion binding. The coding region runs from base 282 to 899 and encodes 205 amino acids. Gene Ontology annotation, biological process: post-embryonic development; locomotion. Gene Ontology annotation, cellular component: cytoplasm; myosin II complex.
GGACUCGACGGUUCGGUGGCCGGGCGGGCGGGCAGGCGGCGGCGGCCAGGCCAGCUUCCAGACAGGCGAGCCGCGGCGGCAGGUGGCGGCCAGGCUGGCCCGUAUAAGGUGUGUCCGCCGCCAUUGGCUGCCGGGCUGCCGGCGGCGGCUGCGAUUGGUCAGCGCCGACCCGUCCGGAGGCGACCUGCUGGAGCCGCGGGCCACGGCUCUCCAGUGGACUCGGGCCGUCCGCUCCUCACUGCUGCCUGCUCACCCGCCUCCCGACACUCCAGACUAGCACAAUGGCUGACGACAAGGAGAAGAAGAAGAGGAAGAAGAAGAAGGAGACCGAGGAGACCGAUGCCGCGCCUCCGGCCCCGGCCCCCGAGCCCGCCAAACCCGCCUCCGCCAAACGCUCCAGCAGCAAGCGGUCGAGCAAGAAGAAGGGCAGCAGCGUCUUCUCCUGCUUCUCCCAGCAGCAGGUCAAUGAGUUCAAGGAGGGCUUCCAGAUGAUGGACGCCGACAAGGACGGCAUCCUCAACAAGUCCGACAUCCGCAGCGCCUUCGACCUCAUCGGCAAGAUCGUCUCGGACAAGGAGCUGGACGAGAUGCUGGCCGACGCGCCGGGCCCCAUCAACUUCACCAUGCUGCUCUCCAUGUUCGCCAGCCGGCAAUCGGGAGAGGCCGACGACGACGACGUCAUCGUGGCCGCCUUCAAGGCGUUCGACGAGGGCGACGGCACCAUGAACAGCGACUCGCUGCGGCACUCGCUCAUGACCUGGGGCGAGAAGUUCACCGCCAAGGAGGUGGACGACGCCUUCGACCAGUUCGACAUCGAUGAUGCCGGAAAGAUCGACCUCGCCGGCGCGCUCGAGCUCCUCGUCGGCGGCAAGAAGGACGAUGAGGGAGAAGCGGCAUAAUUUUCGCUCCAGCACAUUUCCACGUACCUCGCGGCGCACCGCUGGCCAUCCUCAGCGGGUGACCAGCGGCCGUCGCCGACGACCGGCCGUACCGGUCGGGGAGACGUCGCGUCGCCGGCCGGGCGGGGCGGGAGGCGCAGAGGCGCAGUCCCGCACCGCGCCCGCGCCGGCAACUGCGCGCGACCUGUUGAAUUUGUUCACCAUCAUGUGUCGGCAUGGCCCCGGCGUUCAACCGGUGCUCAGGACUCUGUCCUGUUGAACGUGUUGUGUGGACCUGCGACAGAUAAAUUCGACAUCCUGUA